GGUACCCCGCCUGGUAGAGAUGCCACACUCGCUCCGCGGUUCGCAUGGCGCUCUGAAGACGCCGGCGCCCGCCGCCUUGAGGAGCCGCUGCCCCCGCUCCCUGAAGAUGGGGGAACAAUGAAAUAAGCGAGAAGAGCCCUCUUCUCCCCCCUCUCUCUCGCCCCCUCCCCCCUCCCCUCCCCUCUCCCCUUGACUCCUCUCCGAGGCACCAUGCUGACCCGCCUGUUCAGCGAGCCCGGCCUCCUCUCGGACGUGCCCAAGUUCGCCAGCUGGGGCGACGGCGACGACGACGAGCCGAGGAGCGACAAGGGCGACGCGCCGCCGCCACCUCCUCCUGCGCCCGGGCCGGGGGCUCCGGGGCCCGCCCGGGCCGCCAAGCCAGUCGCCCUCCGCGGAGAAGAGGUGUCGGAGGCCACGCUAGCAGAGGUCAAGGAGGAAGGCGAGCUGGGGGGCGAGGAGGAGGAGGAAGAGGAGGAGGAGGAAGGGCUGGACGAGGCGGAGGGCGAGCGGCCCAAGAAGCGCGGGCCCAAGAAGCGCAAGAUGACCAAGGCGCGCCUGGAGCGCUCCAAGCUGCGGCGGCAGAAGGCGAACGCGCGGGAGCGCAACCGCAUGCACGACCUGAACGCCGCGCUGGACAACCUGCGCAAGGUGGUGCCCUGCUACUCCAAGACGCAGAAGCUGUCCAAGAUCGAGACGCUGCGCCUCGCCAAGAACUACAUCUGGGCGCUCUCGGAGAUCCUGCGCUCCGGCAAGCGGCCGGACCUGGUGUCCUACGUGCAGACGCUGUGCAAGGGUCUGUCACAGCCCACCACCAACCUGGUGGCCGGCUGCCUGCAGCUCAACUCGCGCAACUUCCUCACGGAGCAGGGCGCCGACGGCGCGGGCCGCUUCCACGGCUCCGGCGGCCCGUUCGCCAUGCACCCCUACCCGUACCCGUGCUCGCGCUUGGCGGGCGCACAGUGCCAGGCGGCCGGCGGCCUGGGCGGCGGCGCGGCGCACGCCCUGCGGACCCACGGCUACUGCGCCGCCUACGAGACGCUGUACGCGGCGGCGGGCGGCGGCGGCGCGAGCCCGGACUACAACAGCUCCGAGUACGAGGGCCCGCUCAGCCCCCCGCUCUGCCUCAAUGGCAACUUCUCGCUCAAGCAGGACUCGUCGCCCGACCACGAGAAGAGCUACCACUACUCUAUGCACUACUCGGCGCUGCCCGGCUCGCGGCCCGCGGGCCACGGGCUGGUCUUCGGCUCGUCGGCUGUGCGCGGGGGCGUCCACUCCGAGAAUCUCUUGUCUUACGAUAUGCACCUUCACCACGACCGGGGCCCCAUGUACGAGGAGCUCAAUGCGUUUUUCCAUAACUGAGACCUCGCGCCGGCCCCCCUUCUUUUUCUUUGGCCUUUGCCCGCGAGGGCAGGGGCGUCCCCACCUUCCCCGGCGCCGGGCGCGGGGAGCGGGCCCUCUCCGGAGCGGCGCGGACCUCUUCCAUGUGGGUGGCCCGUCCCAGGGGCCUCGCUUCCCCCAGGGGCCUCGCCUCCUCUCUCCCCCAAGGGGUUCCCUCCUCCUCUCUCCCAGGAAGUACUUCUCCAGGGACCUCGCUCCGGGGGCUUCCUAGGGACCACGUGCGCCCACCCCAACUCCUCAGUUUGGGUGUCCUGCGCCCUCUCCUCCCUGCAGGCCCGAAGGCGUUGGUAAGGCGACAGCCGAGCUGUGGGAUGCGGUUUUCCCCUCUCCCGAUUUAUUGUUGUAAAAACAGACGCCGACCUGCCGAGGCAGACAGCAGCCGGGCGUCCCCUCUUUCUUGAAGAGGCCAGAAGUUAGGGCGCCCGAGCCCGGGCCUGGACCGCCUUCACCCCCAACCCCGAAUCUCCGCUUUUUGCGAUUUUAAUUUUGGCGGGAGGGGACGUGCAUUGAGAGGAAAGAGAGAGGCCGAGACAGUUUGUAACUAGAAACCAUUUUUCCCUUUUCAUUUUUUUUAAACAAACAUAGAAAAAAAACAAAACAAAACAAAAAAGCUAAGAGGCGACGGAGGCCGAACGCAGAGUCCGGAUCGGAGAGAAAACGCAGUAAGAACUUUUAGAAGCAAUAAAUGGCAAAAAAAAAAAAAAAUACUACCAAUAAUAAAAAGACACAAAUAUCUAUGCAAGGAGGUUCUGACUGAGCCUAGCGGUCCGCCCGCCCGGGGUGCCCCUCCCGGCUGCCGACCGCCCCGCCCCAGCGCGGGUCUGUGCACUUUGGUGAAGUGGGGGCCCGCGCCGCCCCCUCCCCUCCCCAGGUUCUUACAAUCAGUGACUCGGAGAUUUGGGGCCCCAGUGCCACUGCCCUCCCCCGCCCCGUCCCCGUUGUGCGUCAUGCUGUUUUUUAAAAACCUGUUUCCAAAUUUGUAUGGAAUGGCAAACUGUUGGGGGGUCGGUUUGGGGAGGGAGGGUUUGCAUGAGAGACACACACGCACACACACACACACACCACACCGCACGCACACCGCACGCACUUCACCGCAGGCACGUGCAGGCCUGGCGCCGGCGUCCGGGGGGACUCAAGGAGGUGAGCUCACUGCCCCCUACCCCGCGGGCACUUCCUUCCCCUCCCCCAGGAGUGAGGUGAGGAGGGGGCGCUCCCAUCCCUGCGCAGACGGGUGCCUCGGUGGGCACCAGGUGCCCAGCGGUUCCCAGUGGCUGGAGAAGGUUUAUUUUGUCCGGGGUGUCCUCCCGGCAAUUGCCUGGCAGGUGGACAGGGAGAGCUGAGGGCUCCUUCUGGGAGGUCUCUCCCCAAAGGAGCAAAAGGUGAACUUCUUGCUGUCAGAGGCAGGGGCCCAGGCGUUCAAGCACACGAUGCAAAAAUGCAAACCCGCAGGUGACACUCACACACACACCCACACCCCCACACACUCACCCACACACCCACACACCUACACAUAAUUUUACCUUCCUCUUGUAGCGAAGAUGAACUCCCGGCGGACACCCGAAGUGCAUUGCGUGUUUCUGUUCAGUUUAAUGACGAUUAAUAAAUAUUUAUGUAAAUGAGAUGCAAA
Messenger RNA from Oryctolagus cuniculus (rabbit), 3025 nucleotides. It is a transcript of the gene NEUROD2, whose product is annotated as neuronal differentiation 2. Gene Ontology annotation, cellular component: nucleus. Gene Ontology annotation, molecular function: E-box binding; DNA-binding transcription factor activity, RNA polymerase II-specific; protein dimerization activity. The record is from RefSeq and is a predicted model, not a curated record. NCBI's taxonomy places the organism in Eukaryota, Metazoa, Chordata, Mammalia, Lagomorpha, Leporidae. Gene Ontology annotation, biological process: nervous system development; sensory organ development; positive regulation of transcription by RNA polymerase II.